Molecule: messenger RNA, 798 nt
Organism: Peronospora belbahrii
Lineage: Eukaryota; Oomycota; Peronosporomycetes; Peronosporales; Peronosporaceae
Source: the annotation of a GenBank genome assembly
AUGCGUUUUCGUCCAUGUAUUGAUAUUCAUGCUGGUGAAGUGAAGCAAAUUGUCGGCUCUACACUCACUGACAAUCAAGACAUUAAACCUGUUACAAACUAUGUCGCUACGCAAAGUGCGGGUGAAUUUGCACGAAUGUACAAAGCUCAUGGAUUACUAGGAGGUCAUAUUAUUAUGUUGGGCACGUCGGAAGUCAACACAAAUGCUGCUCUAGAGGCUCUAGACGCUUUUCCUGGUGGACUUCAAGUAGGCGGUGGUAUCAAUGCUGAGAAUUGCCAGUUUUUUGUUGAAAAGGGUGCAAGUCACGUGAUUGUCACUUCCUACGUAUUCCGAGAUGGCGAGAUUGAUUUUCAUCGGCUCGAGAAGCUCAAGCAGCUUAUUGGCAAGGAACGUUUAGUACUGGAUUUGAGCUGUCGUAAAAAUACAGAGGACAACAAGUUUUAUGUCAUGACUGAUCGGUGGCAGACAUUUACGACGACUUCUAUCGACGAGGCUUUAUUUCACCGUCUUGCUGACUAUUGCGAUGAGUUUUUGGUGCAUGCGGUGGACGUUGAAGGCAAGCGGUGUGGUAUUCAGCAAGAGCUUGUGGAAUUGCUGGCGCAGUGGAGCCCUCUUCCCGUCACGUAUGCUGGUGGCGCCAGUUCCUUAGAUGAUCUGGACUUUGUGGAGCGUAUUGGCAAGGGAAAGGUGGAUCUGUCAAUUGGUAGUGCAUUGGAUAUAUUUGGUGGUGACAUUUGCUACGAAGAUGUGGUUGCGUGGGACAGAAAGCGUGCCAGUAACGAGGCUUUUCUUCAUUAA